This is a messenger RNA of Limanda limanda (common dab), 1776 nucleotides long. RefSeq names its product 3-hydroxybutyrate dehydrogenase, type 1 (gene bdh1). Gene Ontology annotation, molecular function: oxidoreductase activity. The transcript has 5 exons. The record is from RefSeq and is a predicted model, not a curated record. Lineage: Eukaryota; Metazoa; Chordata; Actinopteri; Pleuronectiformes; Pleuronectidae. Bases 28 to 1116 code for a protein of 362 amino acids.
CAGUAAACACACAGCAGCGGAUCCAACAUGGCGCCCCAGCCCUCCUGGCUCCGGGCCGCGGCCCUGGUACUCCUCUCGGUGUUCCUCACGGUUCUGCUCGGUCUCGGUUUACCGGCGCUGCUCAACCAUCUCACGCGGCUGCUCGGACUUCCGGAGAGCAGCGUCACGGAGUGCGUGGUGCUCGUGUACGCGGGGCUCGUGCUGCUCGUCGCGACGCCCCGCAUCCCCCGAGGACUGGAGCAGGUGAGCGGUCGAGCCGUGUUCAUCACCGGCUGUGACAGUGGGUUCGGUCACGCGCUCGCCAAACACCUGCACGGCCUGGGCUUCACCGUGUUCGCUGGAUGUUUCCUGAAGGAUCAAGGUGGAGAAGGAGCCAAGGAGCUUGAGGAGUUCCACUCGGAUCGCAUGAAGCUGGUCCAGCUGGACGUGUGCAGCGAGGAGCAGGUGAACCAGGCUGUUGAAUUCAUCAAAGAGAACCUGGAAGACUCUGAAAGAGGUCUGUGGGCCGUGGUGAACAACGCCGGCAAGUCAACCUUCGGAGAGGUGGAGUUUACCUCCAUGGACACGUACAAGGAGGUGUCAGAGGUCAACCUGUGGGGAACCAUCAGGGUCACCAAAGCUGUUCUGCCCUUAAUCCGCAGGGCCAAAGGUCGUGUGGUGAACGUGGCCAGCAUGUACGGCAGGAUUGGAAAUGUCAUGCGGUCUUCUUACUGCGUGUCUAAAUACGGCGUGGAGGCCUUCUCCGACUGCCUGCGCUACGAGAUGAAGCCCUGGGGAGUCAAAGUGUCCAUCGUGGAACCCGGGAACUUCAUCGCGGCCACCGGCAUCCUGACCCGCGACAUCGUGACCAGCACGGCCCACAAGCUGUGGAGCGACGCCCCCUCCGGCGUGAAGGAGGACUACGGGAAGGCCCACUUCGAGCAGCACGUGGCUCUGAUGCGUUCCUUCUGCAGCAGCGGGAUCAAGAGCAUGGCGCCCGUCUUGGACGACAUCACCGACGCCAUCGUGUCCAAACGCCCGUACGCACGAUACUGCCCCUCCGAGCCGCACUGGUGGAUCCGACUGCAGCUGAUGACCCACCUGCCCACCGCCCUGUCCGACCUGCUCUACUUCUAAAGGAGAGUUCUUCAGAUCACAGGUCGAUGAUUCUUCAACAUUCUCAGAGCUACAGACUUUGCUUUCUGUUCCUCAGCACUCGAAGUCGUUCACUGAUCAAGCCUUAAAACUUAAUGGUUCCUUUCAACUGUGAGUAAACUAUUGCACUUUUGUACGUGGUACAAAUACCACAGCUUUAUCUAUACAUAUAGAUUCAGAGAUAAGUAUAUAACACACUUUUGCUGUGAUGCCUUCUUCUUUAAAAAACAAAUUUUUCUCUAUCCUCUUUUUGUUCCUGAUUCUUGUUAUUGUUUUGCCUUAUGUGAAUCUCCUGGGGAAGCCGGGGGUGCAGCUGAGACGACCCCUGCGGUUCUGUUGUGGUUCUGGCCGGAACAAACCAAGGUCAGCUACUGUAAGAGUUUGGCGAGAUUUGGCUCGACUCGCCACCAAAGUUACGUAACGGCAACACAAGCGCACUUUGUCUCACAUACUCGUGAGACUCGGACAGUUUGGUUGAAUGAUGUGAUGAAUGCGCUUAGACAAAAAGGUUAGGCCCCGCCCCCCCGUCUUCUUCUAGGGGGAAAGUAUUUUGUAUUUAAAAUAAUGGCAAUGAAUAGAGCAUUUUAUUUUUGAAAAUAUUUGAAUCUCAGUAUCUCUUUUCAAUAAAUGAUUUGAAAUAAA